Periconia digitata is the source of this 382-nucleotide messenger RNA. Lineage: Eukaryota; Fungi; Ascomycota; Dothideomycetes; Pleosporales; Periconiaceae. The record is from the annotation of a GenBank genome assembly.
ACCAUUCAAAGAUAACCAAAGACCAUUCAAUAUGGCAAACUCCCGCUCAUCCUCCAUCAACAUCCACGACGCCAUCACGGCACACCUCGCCGCGGGUCCAAUGACCCCGGAUGCGCUGAGGCGCAUCAUGGAGGGCUCGUCCUCCACCACCACCACCGCCACCGCUGCUGCCGCUGCCGCUACUGUGGCCACCACCACCUCCUCCACCAUCACCGAGAGUCGCCCACGGGCACUUUCGAGUACCCACAGCUGGCGCUUUCGCUUCGGGCGCCGCAACCGCCGGGCAGCAAUGCCCACCAUCCAAGAGGAACCACGGGCUCCUCUCUUGAAUCCUCGUGCGGAGGAUUUCGUUCCCCGCAACACCACCACAGCAUCCUCUUAG